AGGGACAGGAGGAAGCAAACGCGUGUAGUACUAUGUCAACACAAAACAAGCAAGCCGUGACCUACAGGCAAAAAUGAUGGGCAUCACGAAGUUAGAAAGUGUCUUGCUGAAGGCAUUGUUUAUCAUCUCUGUGCUUUUAAAGAUCUCAUAUAUGGAGACCUUGCCAGAUGUGAUCAGGAAUCUCAAUGAUGCUGAAAUCACAACGUCUUCUGUGUCUCUUACAUGGUGUGUCCCUCAAAGAAACCACUCCUUUUACGAAGGUGAGUGGGAUGUUUGAGCAGAUAAUGUUCAGGAAGCAUUCAUUAACAUAACAAAUCUAACUGCUGGAGCGUACACAUUCACAAUCACUGCAGUUAGUGUGGAUAACAGCAUAAAUGGAGCAGCUGUUAGUAAAGUUCAAUUCACAAGGCCUGAUAUGGUGGGUAAUCUUUCUGUAACUCAAGUCAAAACAUCAUCUGUGUCUCUGAGCUGGAGCCCACCACCUGGAAACCCCAUGUCUUACCUAAUGGAAGGAGGGCACCAGUGCAGGAACAAAUCGACAACAUCACCAUCCAUCAAUGUAACAGAUCUGACUCCUGGAACUCAGUACACAUUUACAGUAAUCCUGAUUGUUGGUGGUAAUCUCGAAGGUGCCCCUGUUAAUUGUUCUCAAUUUACAAAGCCUGAACAACCUGAGAACAUCUCAGCUGUAAAUCAGCAGAACAACAGUCUGAGUGUCUUAUGGAGCUCACCUCCAGGAAACGUGAAGCAGUAUGAAGUGACAGUCACAAACUGCAAAAAUAACUUUACAAGGAUAUGCACUGUACAUACAAAUUAUACAAACCUGCAGGAAUUAGAAGCUGGACCCAACCCACCCAGAGCUAUAAAAAUAGUAGAGAAAACCAACGACUCCAUUUCACUGUCCUGGGACGUGCCGGUUAUGGGAGCAGCUGCAGAAGCUGACUACAGUGUAGCGUGCACAUCCGGCCUGAAUACAUCCACCCAGGUUGUGCUGUUGUCACGGAAUCAGAUUAAAUUUUCAGGACUGACUUCAGGAACACUGUACUACAUCUCAGUGGGAACUGUGGGACCACAGGACCUAAGGAGCCUAAAUGUCUCCCGACAAGAAUACACAUUGCCCAAUCCAGUGCAAAACAUCAAAGCCAGCACGGAAUCUAUCAGUUCUGUGGCACUUGAAUGGGAGAGUCCUGUUGGUGCCCAGUCAUAUUUUACAUACAGAGUCAAUAUCACCUCAAGAAGUCAAAUAACAUCAAUGAACAAAAUCAACAUCAAAGACCUCAAUCCAGGCACUAAGUACAAUUGCUCUGUUACUGUGCUUGCUUCACAUGACACAUAUGGCCCCCCCUCAUUCACGUUUUGCCAGACAAAACCCAUGCCAGUUGACAAUCUUUCAGCUAUAGCUGUUAACACCACGGCUGUGAGUGUAAUGUGGUCCAGUUCAGAUUAUAAAGAAAAUACAUAUUUUCUCAUCUCCAACCCAUGGAACCAGAGUUUGAUCCAGAAUACAGCAAACAAGAGCAUCAACAUCUCAGACCUCACACCUGGCACCAAUUACACAAUUGGGGUUAAAGCAGUUGUGAAUGGGGUUGCAUCUGAUCCAACCUCUACCUAUGUUCUCACAAAACCAGAGAUUGCAAAGAAUAUAACAGUUAGCGGAACAACAACCAGUCUGAAGGUGACUUGGGACAGGCCUGAAGGAAUUGUGACAUCCUACAUCAUUGACAUCUACAAUGGAAGCUCACUAGCAGCCAAUCAGACAGUAUUUAACAAUUUGGCUGUAUUUGCUAACCUGAUGCCAGGAAGGCUCUACAGCAUCAGACUCACCACACUCAGUGGAACUUUACAAGGGGAAUCACAGAUGAUUAAUUGUUCAACCUAUCCCAAUCCACCCAGUUUCAUCAGAGUUGAAGGUGCAACGACAAGUUCCAUUAACAUCAGCUGGGGCAGGCCCUCUGACAUGGAUGGGGACCAGUAUUCAUAUAUUGUUUACUACCAAGGCAAUGAAUUUGUUUCCACUGACACCUGUUUCAUGCUGGAAAAUCUGACAUCAGAAACGUCCUACAAUAUCUCUGUGCUAACGGUUGGACCAAUGAAGUACAGGAGCACGCCACUGACUGUGUUAAGCUGUACAAGAGUCAGCUCUGUGAAAGAUUUGCAAGCAACAGAGAUCACAACUUCUAACGUGACACUGGUUUGGAAGUCUCCCAGUUCUGGGAAGAGUUAUAAGUACUUUGUGAAAGCAAAGUCCCUAAACCAAGAGACCAACUUCACUGUGAACGGAACAGACGCCACAAUCAGAAACCUUCGAUCUGGUAGCAAUUAUACGUUUGAUGUCACAGUUACGCUGCAGGGUGUUUGUGAGUCUACUGCUGAAUCCAUCUCGUUAUUCACAAGACCGUAUCCCAUUGUUGACUUGAAGUCCGAGGCAGUUAACGAAUCGGUGGUGUAUUUGAAUUGGACCAGACCACAGGAGUACCAAGACAGCUAUACUUACACAGUUAAGAUUUCGGGGUGCACAUCUAAUACGAAGAAUCAGUCAGUGCAGCAAGAACAAGCCUACAUUCAUGAUCUGAUCCCAGGGACCAACUGCUCCCUCCUUAUUUACAGCAGGGCGUCAAAUGGGAUUGAAGGAUGGCCACUCUCCACAUCUCAGUACACAAAGCCUGAAAAAGUGAUGUCAGUGGAGUCAAAUGAACGUGCAAAUGAUUCCAUUACUGUGACCUGGGAUUCUCCAAGGGGCAACAUAGAGAAAUAUGUGGUCAGCCUAUAUUAUGUUCAAGGACAAACCCAGAAGCAGGAAUUAAACAACACUGCUAAAUCCUGUCAGUUUGUUAACCUGAAAGCAGGAAGUAUGUACACAGUCACAGUGAGAACAUGGAGUGGGCCCUUUGCAGAGGAAUCACAGGCAGUGUCAAUCGCAACCUAUCCAAACAAACCUGGAGAUAUCACAAUAACAGACAAGAAUACUAGCUCAAUUGCUUUAGCGUGGAGCAGUCCGCUGGACAGUGACGGUUCUACUAACUAUUACACGGUGAAAUAUCAGUCUGCUGUGUACAACCACACAAUUAACACCAAUACGAGCAGCAGUGUCCUGAACGGACUGGCUUCCGGAACCUCAUACAAUAUCUCUGUGGCUACUGUAGGACCAGAGGAGCUCGUGAGUGCACCAGUUACGGUGGACUUGGUCACAACCAGACCAGAGAAAGUUCAAUCACUGGAAAUACAGUCUGUGUUUCUUGAAAAGGUUGUGCUUAAAUGGAGUGCCCCGUCUGAUUUUAAAAAUGGGUACUGCUACAGAGUGACAACAAGCAGCACAGAUCAUGUGAUCAACACAACAACGCUGAAUGAGACUUAUGAGGUAGUCGAUCUAUUGCCUGGAACCGAGUAUAAUUUCAGUGUAAUGACGCUGACAGAGGAUGGGACAGAGUCCUCACAUGCAGUGGUGUCCUCUUGUAUAGAUGCAGCUCCAGUUACAAACAUCAGCUGUCAGAGCCCAAACCUCACUGUGGCUCUUCUCACGGUGCAGUGGAGCAGUCCCAAAGGCUUAAAUAAAGGCUUUGAAAUCGCCAUAAGAGAUAAACCCAAGGAGUCUCUUCCAACUUGUACUUCCAAAUGUAUGCACACCCUAAAAAAUCUCUCUUACAACACACAGUACACGGUGAACAUCCUAACUCGUGGGUGUGGGAAUAGCAGCCCCAUCACUGCUAUAUCUUGUAAGACAGGAAUCACAGUUCCACGGAUACCAGAUAUAAAGGACUAUAUCCAAGUUACUGAUGUGGAACAUGACCGAUUUACUUUGGACCUGCACCCUGGGCUCUUUAGUGACAGUGAAGGACCCAUUGUCAGUUGUGGUGUACUUGUUACAUCUAGUGUUAGCAGUAUUAUUGGUGGAAACUCAUCCUCUUUUAAAAUGUAUCUAAGCAACACAUAUGAAGCCUGGAAUACUGGAAAUGGGGAAACUUACCUGGCAACCCUUAAAGAAAAGAAGGAAAUAUAUCAAAGAGGCAUAACUUCAAUUGUCAUUGGUGACAACACAGAAUGGGGGAGAUAUAUUAAUGGACCACUUAAACCCAAGGGAAGCUACAGGUUUGCCGUUGUUAUAUUUACUCGACUGGAGGCAAAUGAUGGAUUUAUAGAUAUUUCAAAAUCCUAUGUCUCAAUAUCACCUUUUUAUGAGACAGAAAUAAAUCUUCCAGAAAAUCCAGUUGUUGUCGCAUCCAUAGUUAUAUCUGUAGUAUCUAUACUCCUACUCAUCAGCAUUUUUAUUAUUGGUGCAGUUUCAUUAAAAAGACGUAAGAGAGCUGAACCUUCAGAAGUCCCCAUUCUUUCAAUGAGGGAAAAAGUUAGUGUUCCCAUUAAGGUGGAGGACUUUAAAGAUUACUUCAGGAAGCAACAAGCAAAUUCUAACUGUGGAUUUGCAAAAGAAUUUGAGAACCUGAAAUCUGUGGGCAUAUCCCAAGCUAAGAGCAGUGCUUUGGCUCUGGAGAACAAAGGAAAGAACCGAUACAACAAUGUCCUGCCGUAUGAUUCUUCAAGAGUAAAGCUGUCCAUCCAAGGAUCGCCAUUCGAUGAUUACAUCAACGCCAACUAUAUUCCAGGGUACAAUUCCAGGAAGGAGUUCAUUGCAGCACAGGGUCCAUUAGCCAGUACUGAGAAUGAGUUCUGGAGGAUGAUCUGGGAGAAGAAUGUGCACACACUGGUGAUGCUGACUAGGUGCACUGAGCAGGGCCGGGUAAAAUGUGAGGAAUACUGGCCUUCAGGAACCAAGCAUUUCAGCAAUAUAACUGUGACAUCAUUGUCUGAAAUAGUUCUAGAUGACUGGACAAUAAGAGACUUUACUGUCAAGAAUGUGAAGACUGCAGAAAAACGCCCUCUGCGCCAUUUCCACUUCACAGCCUGGCCAGACCACGGCGUCCCAGAGACCACAGAGCUGCUGAUCACCUUCAGGCACCUCGUGAGGGAGCACAUGGACCAGUUCUCGCGCCAUUCGCCCUCCGUGGUGCACUGCAGUGCGGGAGUGGGACGAACUGGAACCUUCAUCGCCAUUGACCGCCUGAUUUUCCAAAUCGAGCGGGACAACGAGGUGGACGUAUACGGAACUGUCCAUGAUCUCCGCAUGCACCGGCCACUCAUGGUCCAGACUGAGGAUCAGUACGUGUUCUUAAACCAGUGUGCCAUGGACAUCAUCAGAUCAAGAAAUGGAACCAAUGUAGACUUGAUAUAUGAGAACACAACUGCAGUCUCUAUUUAUGAGAACUUUCAACCUAUGAGAAAAUCGAAAAAUGGUUACCACCAUACUUAGGAAAAUAUUUGUUCAUCUUUCUAAUGCUGGAUUUAUGUUCUUGUUGUUUAUUUAUAGAAAGUGCCAGUCAUUUUUACAUACAGCUGAGGAAAGAAUGAAGAGACCAGAGCACAAUUUUUUGUUUCACUCAUUUCUCAAUUUAUGGGUAUGUGUUUGUGAAUCCAUUUUUUUGUAAACCGCAGCCUGGUUUUUCUCUGUUUCUCUUCUCUGAAGGGCUUCUUCCUUGCUUUAAGGAUUUCAGUGCUGUUUUGAGGGGUCUGAUACAAACUGUCCCAGCAGGGCACUUCACACCUGCACUUAAUGUCGAAUAAGAUAAGGGUCAUCUCUGGCAUUAAAAGGUCACUUCUGCUCUUUACCUGGCUGGUGUCUAGUUGUUCCCAGUGUCUCCUGCUUCACUUGGUUUUUGUGUACUGCUGUCUUAGUAAUUUUGAACUGGAAGCAACCAGCUGCUCAGCAUAGUCUUUUGCCAGCAGGAUUAAACCAGGAUUUAAAAAUACAGAUUUGUUUAAAAACACGGAGGGGUCUCUUCAUUUUUUCCAUAACUGUAUGUAGAGGGUGAUGACAGCCCUGAAGACAAGAAAUUCCUGAUUUAUAAAACUAAUAAUAAUAGUUAUCCUAGUUGCUUGUUGUACAUAGAUGUACAUAGUACGAAAAAUGCCUUAUGGUUUAAGAUGUUCAAUAUCUGAAUAUUACGACAUAUUCUGAAAAAAAUGAAAAAAAAAACAUUUAGCAAAAUUUUACUUGCAACAUAAAUUGAACUCAGGACUCAGCACUUUGAUGUUUCAUUUCAGUUGAAUGUUUUGCCUCUGUUUAAUAGAAAAAUAAUCCGAUAAAGUAGUUUACAAUUCUUAUCCAUAUGUAUUUAAGUAGACAUGCGUCUGGCAUCAUUUUAUGAGGAGAUUUAAUCCACUCGUUCUCAUAUACUUGUCACGUCCUGAAUGCCUGAUCUUCCUGCCUCCUCUCUAACUUGUCCCUGGUGAGCCAAGCCUGUUGCUUGUUACCCCCGUUAGUCCUUGUAUUUAAGUACCUGUUUGUCCUGUCAACCCCAGUCUGGUCAUAAAUGUUGCUCCUCCUGUCUCCCUGUGUUAUUCCUGGUACCAGUCCUACCAUUUUGGCCCCUCGUGGUCCUGUUGGUUUCCCAACCCCUGUUCAGUUCUGUUCAGGUUUGACUUAAUUAAAACCCCAUUUUGUUCAUAUAAAUGCCUACCUUUCAAUUCUUCAUCUUUUGCUUCAUAACAGUAAUGCAUAGUGAUUAAUUCUUUUGCGUUCAUGGCUAUUUGCAUUUGUGAGUCUCAAGCUUAAAGCCUUAUGGAAUAUAUAAUGGAGUAACAAAAUAAUCAGGGUUUGUAAUUGUUUUGUAAAUAUAAAUUUAGGAGGAGCUCUCACUGGUUUUUUUCAUUAAAUAAGAAGUACUUUUGCAUUUUUGCAUCUCAUAAAGUAAUAUAAUGGUGACCAGAAUACUCAGCUUUAACUCUGCUUUGGUCAAGCUUCAUAGUCAACACCUUACACAAGUGAUAACUUCCAGUGUAAGAUUUUUUUUCAUGUGAUAAUUUAAAAUGUGUUUUUAUCACAAGUUUGCCUAGCUAUAUUUAUGUGGACAGCCCUUGUAAAAAUCUGAGUGGUUGUUUCAGUUCAAAAUUGUUUAAUGGUCUUAUGGAAGUUUUUGGCCGUAUAGUUGUGAGAAUAGAUCAUUACGCAUCGUUAUUACCAUUUACAUUUGUAUAUGCUGUGUUUGAUGAUCUGCACUGAGAUUCCUGACUUCUCUUCCUAUACCUUAUUAUGUUAUUAUAUUAAGCUAUCAACACUGUGUAUAUUUUUUUAGCAGUGGUCUGCUUAAAUUACUAGGCAGACUGUGAAUGUGAAGGUAUACUGAAAUCUAUCUCCUAUUGACCAGUAGAUUUAUCAUUUUCCUGGAAAAGGUGCAAUAGUUUUAGGUCAAUAGUUAAGAAAAUUGUUUAAAAUGAAACUGUUGUUAAAACUGAAGUGCAAAGUAUAUGACAUCAGUGGACAAACUUACAGAUCUAGAUACUGAAAUUUAAAUAGCACAUGUGCCAUAAUAUGUUAGUGCUGGAAAACAAAUAUUUUUAAAGAAAUCCAUGAUUUGAGUGUUUUAUCUGUAAAUUUUGCAUUUGUCCAGUUAUAUGUUGAAUAGGUAUAAUAGAAAAUUUAAUGAACUGGAAAAGGGUCCUGAAAUUGUUCAUUGUCAGGAUCGGUGACCGUCCCUUGUGUUUUGACCCCAUUUGGCCAGCAGGUGUUGCUGGUCAUCCUGUUAAUGUUUGUUGGUUUUGUGUUCUUCCACUUCAGUAUUUGUUUCGGUAUUUCAGUUAUAGUUCCUUGUUUUUGCUCCUUAUUCCCUGUUCAUUUGCUUGUCCUAGUUUUGGUUUUCCAUAGUGUUUGGUCCUUUUUUUCUGUUAAUUGACCUUUCAAUUGUAACUGUUAAUUGUAACUACCCCACCUGUUCCUUGUUGCCCCAUGUCUUUAAUGAUCGGUUGAUUUGUUAUGGUUCUCACCUGUCCCCAGUCUAGGCUUUUUAAUAAUGUAUUUAAGUGCCUGUUCUUGUACUGUUCCUUGUUGGUUCAUUGCAGUUGUUUCCUGUGUAGCUAUGUGUUUGUAGUCAUAAUAGUUAUUCCCUGUUAGUUAUUAUAGUUUUCCAAUGUUCGUCCUUGCCUUUAGCUCCUGGUGUUGCUCCCUCCCUUAAUUUCUGUUUUUCCUGUUUUAUUUUGACACCUUGUGGUCCUUAUGUUUUAUGCUUUUCCCUUUCUGCUUGUUUAGUUAAAUAAUCCCUGAUUUUUUGAAGCUGCUAUGUGGAUUGUCCUUCCUCCAUCAUGGCACGUCACAACAUUUAAUAGUAAUAUCAUGUGACAUUAUUGGAUAAAUGGUUGGAAAAUGGAUGGAUGGAUAAUCUAAUUAUGGAGUCAUGGCACUGUGCUUCUAGAAUUAGUUAUAAAACCAUUGAAAACAAGGAUCUGAUUAAUGAUUAAAUUUGAAAUAUUUACUGUAAAAAUUUACCAGUUAUAGCAUGUUAGUAAAUUUUUGCCAAUAGUCCCCAAAGCCAUGGUUUAUUUAAUACUUACAAGCUCAAAUGCUAACCCCUUUUCUAUUUACUGAUCCUACACAAAGCACCACUGCUACAGUACAUAGUCCUAAGAAAAAAGGCAUGGGCUUUGUUAUACUGCAAAAGCCUUGUCUUCCUUUUUUCUUACUGCUUCUGAUAAGUUCAACCUUGUUAUAAAUAUUCUUUGGGAAAUUAAUUUUCAUGUCGAUUUGAUUUACAUAGAACUAUAUUCAUAAGUGUAUAUUGUAAUGCAUUUUCCUUUAGGUUUGACAACAGUACAUAUGCACCAUUUUUUCUUCACAUGGACAGUAUGGUGGCUCAGUAGGUAUCACACCCCACUGGAUACUGAGGUUCGAAUCCCCCCUUCCACCCUGUGUGUGGAGUUUACAUGCACCCUUCCACCUCUGUCACAUGGGCUUGCUACAGGUACUCUGGUUUAAACCCACGGUGAAAGAUAUCUUCGACUAUUCAGCAUCUUUAAAAUGCCCAUACCAUGUGUAUUUAUGCUCUGAUGUACUGGCAUCAUGUCCAGGGUGUAUCUCAGCCUUGUAGUCUGGAUAGGCUCCAGGCUCCCAUACGAAGAUGGCCAGAAUAAGCGGUUGGAAGAUGGGUGAAUGAAUGGAUAUUUUAUAAUUCUGAAGUCAUAAAUAUUUAGUAUCCUUAGGGGUUUACUGGGAAAAAGUUACCAUAGUCAUGUGUCAUGUGUCCAUGCAACCUCAGGCACAGAAAUCUGUGCCAAAUAGUAAAAGUUAUUUGGUUUUAUGAAUCAGUAAUGGAAUAUUGAUUCUGAAGCAUCAUUAAACGAUUCUGAUAUUUGUUCUUAA
Brienomyrus brachyistius is the source of this 9181-nucleotide messenger RNA. RefSeq names its product protein tyrosine phosphatase receptor type Ja (gene ptprja). The record is from RefSeq and is a predicted model, not a curated record. NCBI's taxonomy places the organism in Eukaryota, Metazoa, Chordata, Actinopteri, Osteoglossiformes, Mormyridae. Gene Ontology annotation, molecular function: protein tyrosine phosphatase activity; protein binding. Gene Ontology annotation, biological process: protein dephosphorylation.